Messenger RNA from Penicillium pulvis, 2004 nucleotides. Its product is annotated as Zn(II)2Cys6 transcription factor. Gene Ontology annotation, biological process: regulation of DNA-templated transcription; DNA-templated transcription. Bases 1 to 2004 code for a protein of 667 amino acids. The transcript is spliced from 2 exons. Lineage: Eukaryota; Fungi; Ascomycota; Eurotiomycetes; Eurotiales; Aspergillaceae. Gene Ontology annotation, molecular function: zinc ion binding; DNA-binding transcription factor activity, RNA polymerase II-specific; DNA binding. The record is from RefSeq and is a predicted model, not a curated record.
AUGGAACGCCGAUACAAUGUGAAGCGGUCUUGUAUUCGAUGUCACGAGCGCAAAGUCAAAUGCGAGUCCGACAGAGGCUCCGAGGCCCCAUGCAACAAAUGUCGUCGCCUUAAUGUUCCGUGCGAAUACCCCGGCCUGAAACGGGUGAAACGCCGAGCUCCGAAGACGACAACCUCCACUGAAUUAGUGGCGCGGCUGGAGCAACUUGAACGGUCUAUUACUUCCAUCACUGGGGAGUCAACUCAAUCACUUCCCCUGUCAACUAAUUACGCGCAAUCGGGUCGCUCCGCCAAUACUAGCCUUGAACCACAAUCUUCAAGGGAAUCUAGUGCGGUUGUGCAGAGUCGCCAAACCACGACUCAGCCUGGCUUCUUGGCGAAGAAUGGUACCUAUGUCGAUGAGCCGUUCUUAUCGCGGGUGUUGGAGAAAGAACAUGAACUACAGUCUGCGAUGGGAUCGCCUAAUAUAAACAAUAAUGCCGCGAGAAGGCCUCCGCCGAUGAAGGUGGAUGGCAUUAUCACCAACCCGCAACUUAUCCCGUUGGAUAUCAAGUCUCUGCUUCCGAAUAGAUGGCAGGCUACGAUGCUUUGGGAGACCUUUUUGAGUCGAGUUGAUCCAGUGGUCAAAGUUAUUCAUGUCCCAACGACUAAGCCUCGCAUAUUUGCUGCGAUCAAUAGGCCUGACUCUGUCUCGCUGGAUGUUCACUGUUUACUUUUUGCAAUCUUCUUCGGUGCUGCAACUGCCAUGGCUUCCGACAGCCCAGAUAAUGAUGGGAUCCGCUCGGACAUGAACCGGUACAGACAGGGGAUCGAAAUCGCUAUGUACCAGUCUUCAUUUCUUGAUUCUCCAACCGUGACCUCGUUACAAGGACUGGCAAUUUAUUUGACAUGUCUGCGCUACAGCAAUAGCGGCCGGUCCGGGCUAAUGUUACGCGGACUAGCGAUCCGAGCUGCACAAUCAAUCGGUCUCCACCGCGAUGGAAAGCACUUUAAAUUAUCACCCUUGGAGUGCGAGAUCCGCCGCCGCCUAUGGUGGAUACUGUCUACGACCGACGCCCGCAUGGCGGAGGAUCACGGGUUGACUGUAACAGAGCACGAAAGUGACGGCGAUUCGCAGUUACCUGCCAACAUCGACGAUCAAAGUCUCACCGAUACAUCCACAGAACCAGUCCAUUCACAACCCCGCUGGACGGAAAUGACAUUUGUCCUGAUAGUCUCCGAAUUCAACAAAGUUUGGCGCCCGAUGGCAAAGGCAAGAGUUCACUCCGAAGAAGGCACCCGUCCCGAGCAGUUAAUCGCCGAAUUUCGCAGCCGCCUACAUGAGAAAUACAUCCAGUACGGCGACAUGGACAUUCCGAUCCAGCGUUUGGGAGUUCUGCUCAGCCAGGUCUUAGCUUCCAAAGCAGAGGUCCAUCUCCAACAGAAGUUGCUUCAAACCGCAUCCCCAUCCUCAUCAGCAGUAGAUAUAGAAGCAGCCCAAGAACUCCUCGGAAUGGCCUGCAAUGCACUAAAUCUUGGUCUGAGGAUGUACCAAGACGAGCUCUUACGCGGCUUCCGCUGGUUAACGUCCACAUAUACUCAAUUCCACCUCUUAACCUACAUCUUGUGGCACCUGUGUAUGUUUCCGACAGGCCAAUUUGUGGAGGAAGCCUGGCGUGCAGUGACCACACAUUUCGAGCUCACGGAGCGGGACCCAUCAUGGCCUGAUCCAGGUCCUAAGUGGCCCAUGAUCGUGCAACUACGAGCAAAGGCAAUGCGGAUACGGAAUGCGAAUACGAGUGCGCAUAGAAAUACGAAUCUUUCUGUUGCGCAGAGCGAGCAACAGCAGCAGCAACGAACACAGUACGCUGCGGACUCUCUUUCUUCGGUAGAUGAAGCUGCGCUGAAUGGCAUUGAGGCGCCAGUUUUGGAUUUGAACAAUUUGGACUUUAAUUGGUCGGAGUUUCCGGAUUGGAAUUAUUUGGCGCAAGGUAUUGCUAUCAUGAAUCAGGAUGGGGGCAUUUAG